UGAACCUACACUGGAACUCUUCCCAAAGAAGGUUUCGUGCUAAACGAAAACACAAUUACUAAAAUAGUGAAAACAUUGUUAAAUGAAUUGACUUGACUGCCUGGUGAUCUGAAGAUAUGUACGGUCAGGGUGGUGAAGGAAGGAAUAGAGGGUUUGGCUUCCAGGGAUUCUCUAUUAACAAAUCAGAUGGAGGCAGUGUAGGUGGAGAUGGAUUGUCCCGCAUGGGAAGUUCGGGAACAACCCGGGGUAUUCCAGGAAGAAGUAUGGGCUACAAACUACACUUUGGUCGCAGCAGGAUAACUGAUGAUGAUGAUUAUUUUGAUGAUGCUGAUGAAGCGGAGAAUGCUGAGUACCAGCCAGCACCUGGUAGUCCCGGAGCUGACGAGGACGGGAACAAGAAAGAUGAUAGUGAUAGUGAUGAUCCCCUUGAUGCUUUCAUGGCAGGUAUAGAGGAAAAAGUAGAGUCAGAUUUAAAACCCAAGAAGAAAGAUACGAAGAAAAAAGGGGAAGAAAAAGGUGUAAGAGAUGACAUAGAACAGGAAGAUGUGGAGGAAGCCUACUAUCGUUACAUGGAGGAGAAUCCGAUGGCGGGUGUUCUUGCAGACGAGCAAGAGGAACUUAAUGUAGAAUAUGAUAAUGACGGAAAUAUCAUAUAUGUGGAGAAAAACAAGAUAAUAGAUCCAUUGCCUCCUAUAGACCACUCGGAUAUGGAGUAUGAGAAUUUUGAAAGGAAUUUCUAUGAAGAGCAUGGAGAGAUAUCUAAACUGUCAGACCAGGAGAUUAAUGAGCUCAGAGAUAAACUAGGAAUCAGGGUAUCUGGAUUAAUCCCUCCUAAACCUGUGUGUAGUUUUGCUCACUUUGGAUUUGAUGAAUCCCUCCUAGAUGCCAUCAGGAAAUCAGGAUACUCCAUGCCAACUCCUAUACAGUCACAGGGUGUUCCUAUAGCGUUGUCAGGAAGGGAUAUAAUUGGUAUAGCAAAGACUGGUAGUGGUAAAACAGCAGCUUUUCUCUGGCCUCUCCUUGUACAUAUAAUGGCACAGAGGGAGCUAGAGCAAGGGGAUGGUCCCAUUGGUUUAAUUUUAGCACCUACAAGAGAAUUGUCUCAACAGAUUUAUCAUGAAUGUAAAAAGUUUGGCAAGGUAUACAACAUUAAAACAGUGUGUGCGUAUGGAGGUGGGAGUAUGUGGGAACAGCAGAAAGCUUGUCAGGAGGGAGCAGAAAUUAUAGUAGCUACACCUGGAAGAUUAAUUGAUCUGGUUAAAAAGAAAGCCACAAAUUUAAAAAGAGUUACAUACCUUGUGUAUGAUGAAGCCGACAGAAUGUUUGAUAUGGGAUUUGAGCCUCAAGUACAUUCAAUAGCAAACCAUGUUAGGCCAGACAGACAAACUUUACUGUUUAGUGCAACAUUUAGGAAGAAAGUUGAGAAAUUAGCUCGAGAUAUUUUAGCUGAUCCAAUCCGGGUAGUUCAAGGAGAGGCUGGGGUGGCUAAUGAAGAUGUUACGCAGAUUGUUGAGGUUUUACCCCCUGGUCCUGCCAAGUGGACAUGGUUGGUCAAACGUCUAGUAGAAAUGACCACAUUAGGAAGUGUUCUUAUAUUUGUAACAAGAAAACUCAACUCGGAAGAACUUGCAACAAAUCUCAAAAGUCGUGACUUUAAAGUUGGCCUAAUGCAUGGUGACAUGAGUCAGAUGGAAAGAAAUGAAGUUAUCACAGCUUUUAAGAAAAAAGAAUUUCCCAUACUAGUAGCUACUGAUGUUGCAGCUAGAGGAUUAGAUAUUCCAUCUAUAAAAACUGUAGUGAACUAUGACGUUGCCAGGGAUAUUGACACUCACACUCACAGAGUUGGUAGAACUGGUCGUGCAGGAGAGAAAGGUUUUGCCUUUACACUGAUCACAGAGAAAGAUAAAGAGUUUGCAGGUGCCCUGGUGAGAAAUCUUGAAGCAGCCAAUCAGCAUGUACCUCAACCUCUCCUUGACCUUGCUUUACAGUGUCCAAGAUUUAGACAAACUAGAUUUAAAAAUCAAGGUCGUGGAAAGAAACCAUUGGCUGUAAUAGGGGCUUCUUCUGGACAGAAAGAACGACCAGGACUUGGUGCAGAAUCUAGUACAAGGGUACAAGAUUCCACAAGUUUUACAUCAUUUAGAGCAAGCUCGGCUCUAGGUAGAGGUCCACAGACAGACAGAAUGUCAGCAAUGAAAACAGCUUUUGCAGCACAGUAUAAAACAAACUUUGUAGCAGCAGUGGAUUCAGCUCCAAAAACUAUACCUACAGGAAUUCACGAGCCAGAAAACCCUAAUCCAUUACCCCACCAUUCUCACAACAAGAAACGGAAAAAAUCAAGAUGGGAUUGAAACAAUAAUAUUAGUUUAAGUGUUAAAUAAAUUGCUUCAAGUUAUGCGGCGCAAAGGAUUCAGACAGUUUUGAUAAUGCUGCACUAAACAAUUAAGUGUUUUGAGAUGCAAAACUACACAAUUAAGAACUUAGAGAUGCAGCACUAAUGAGAAGCAAAACUAAACAAUUAGGAGUUUUUUAGAUGCAGGACUGAACAGUUAUUUCUUUGGAUGCAGCCCUAAACAAUUAGAGUUUUGAGAUAAAAAACUAAACAAUUAAAGAGUUUUGAGAUGCAGCACUUAACAAUUAAGUGUUUUUGGAUGCAACACUUAACAAGAGUUAUGAGAUGAAAUACUUAAAAAUUCAGAGUUUUUAGAUGCUGCAUUAAACAAGAGCUAUGAGAUGCAAAACUAAACAAAUAUGAGUUUUGCAUUGAAGCACUCAACAGUUAAAUGUUUUCAGAUGCAGCAUGAAACAAUAAAUAGUUUUAGAAUUAAGUGAAUUACAACUUUGUUUCAAAGGUUUGAUGACAUAUAUGGCUAGACUUGUUGAUUAAGCUGGUCUAGCUGGAUUGUUUAAAUGUUGCUCAAUGUUUGGUAAGAAAUAGCGUGGAAAUAAGAGAAUGAACAUUGUUUAUGUUGUUAUAUAUGAAAGACAAAGGUGUUUCCUGGUAUGACAAUGUUGAGUGCAUAUAGUGUGAAAUCUAAGAUUGUUUUACAAAUGAAUUGGUAAAAACAGGAAUCUGUGUAUGAAAAUGUAUUUACUUAUCUGUGAAGGGGUAAUAAAAUGUUGCCUAAUUAUUCAGUGGAUAUCCAGAUUUCCUUGAGAAUUCUUUGAGCUGACACAGGGACUAAUUAUAGUUGAUUUAUGUAGUGCUAUUCUUACUGUUCUUACUGUACUGUGACCAGAUUGAUGAGUGGUUUCUUGUCUGUGUAGAUAGAUAUGAGCCGCGUUGUGACAAAACCAACAUAGUGCGUUUUCGACCAGCAUGGAUCCAGAUCAUCCUGCACAUCCGCGCAGUCUGAUCAGGAUCCAUGCUGUUCGCUGUCAGUUUCUCCACUUGUAAUAGAGUUGGUAAGCGAACAGCAUGGAUCCUGAUCAGACUGCGUGGAUGCUGGCCGCAAACCCACUAUGUUGGUUUUGUUGUGACGCGGCUCAUAUUUUAUUGGUAUAUUUGCUCUGUCAAAGCUUCUCUUUGGCACAUGGUGCUGUGACCUUUUGUUUGUGAAACUAGAUGGAAAAUUUUCAUGCAUGUAUUGCUUCCAGAAAUACUUGCUGAUUAAAGAUUUUAAAGUUUUAUUCUACUAUAAUUUUCAAACAUUUGCAAAGAUAUAUUGUUUGUGGAUUAGUAGAUUUAAUAGCAGGGUUGUAUGUUAAUUUAUACAGCUAAGUUAUUAUAACUUGAUAGAAUAUUGUAAGGUAUGUCUGGUGAAUUGCAGUUAAUAGUGAUAAUGAAGAUUUUAAUUUUGUUUUGUUCUUUUGCUUACAAUUUAUUUGUAUUUAAAGGCCCAUUAUGCCUAAGAAAUGUUUUUAUUUCUAUUUCUCAAAAGUUUUUUUUUUUAAUUUUGGUUUACUGUUAUAGCAUCCAAAACGUUACUCAUUUACCAACUACCAAAACCUUCUUUUUGAUCUCUUUCUUUUUGGCAAUAAGUACAGUUAUAGUGACUUAGCAUUUUGAAUGGAAAUCAAAAUAUUACUUUGUAUACAGUCAACUACUUUUGUGACAAAUUAUUUUACAUUUAUAGCAGGUUUUUAGGUAACAAGCAUCUAACAUUUUUUGAAACCCAUUAUUCAAACAUUACAUGUUUCCAAAGAAAUAAAUAAAAAAAAAAUUCUGAGGCAUAAGGUAGCACGCCACAGCUUCGAAUGGCCAGGGAGGAUUUCUUGGAUAUAGUGAAUAUUAAAGUGCAUUUGCAGCAUGACAUUUGUUUUUGUGACAUCAAAUAUGAUGGUAGUUUGGUAUCAGAAUUAAUAGACGUAUUGCUUGUAGGACAUUGACGGCAGGAACUUGAAAUUAACUGUGGAGUGCUACCUAAUGUGCCUUUAACUGACUGCAUAAACACUGGUGUUACAAACUACAUGUACAUGUAUAUAAAAAUGUUGAAUAUUUUGAAUCAUGUCAAGCUCUUUAUGUAAAAUUGUAACCUUAUUAAAAUCUUGAUAUGGACACACAAAAAAAAUGUAACAUACAAAUAUGCGUAUUCAGACAACCAUAUCACUUUAUUUAGACACGGAUUUAUAUUACAAAUAAAUCCGUGAUUAAGAUGAUAAUGAAAUUUUAAACUGUGUAAUUAAAAGAAGGACAAAUUUGAAUUAUUUUUAAACUAUGAAAGUUACUAGAUAUAUAAUUAUGUAGUUUGAACUUUUCAUCCCAACCCUGUUUUGACUUGUUAUUUAUUUUGUUUUUUAAAGGGGUUAACACUCCAGUUGACCAUUACUUAGUGUCAUAUUUUUGAUAGAUAGAACAAUGUGUAAAUAAAUAAAUCAUUCAUAAGUUUAACAUUAAUUUCACUAUAGAUAUUUCUAUACAAUAAUGAUUGUAACAUACCCUAUAUUCAUGAGAUAUUGUUUCUUAUCCUGCAAUCAUAAGUGUGUUUAAUUGUAUAUAUUCUAAUAUUUAGAAAUGAAAUGAUCUUUAAAAAUUAUUCAGUAUGCAUUCACUAUUUCUGAAUUUGAUACAUUAGACAUGUUAGAAAACCCUAUCAAAGAUAAGGUUAGCUCUGUUGAUAUGAAUGUUAGAUUAUGAUAAAUGUUUUUCGAUAAAUUCAUUGUAAAAAAAAUCCAGAAUAAAAAUGAAAUAAAGAAAUGAA
Ruditapes philippinarum (Manila clam) is the source of this 5141-nucleotide messenger RNA. RefSeq names its product ATP-dependent RNA helicase DDX42-like. The record is from RefSeq and is a predicted model, not a curated record. The coding region runs from base 117 to 2351 and encodes 744 amino acids. Gene Ontology annotation, molecular function: RNA binding; ATP binding; RNA helicase activity. The transcript is spliced from 22 exons. Lineage: Eukaryota; Metazoa; Mollusca; Bivalvia; Venerida; Veneridae.